ACUAGGAGUAGAUCCGUUGGAUGGGUGUUUUGAUGGGCAGGGAUGUGAUGCGUUUGGGAGCAUCUAGAAGGUGACAGGCGAGGGGAGCGGACUCAGUGUAGGGGAUUGUGAAUCGUGACAUGCAGCCAGGGUCCCAAGCACUCUGGUGGCCAAGCCCUCCCUGCCCCCCGCAUUUUGGCUUGGGCGUGGGGAGGCGCGUCUCACCUGAAGCUGCCCUUCCACGUUUCCAUGGCAACUGGCAGCCCAGCGCAGGCGGCCUCUCUGAGCCUGCGGGGAGGGGAGUGCGUUGGCGCUGGAGGCUGCGCGCCCUGCCUUCUCCCCGGUGGCGGCACCUUGUAUGCGUGGGAGUGGAGACUGCUCACGUUCUGCCUCAGCCGGGGUUCUUGACAGCUGGGUUUCCACGAACCCUCUGAAAUGAAACACUGGCAAACUUGGAGAGACAGAUCUAUGCUUUUGAAGGAAGCUACCUGGAAGACACUCAGAUGUAUGGCAACAUUAUCCGUGGCUGGGAUCGGUAUCUGACCAACCAGAAAAACUCCAAUAGCAAAAACGAUCGAAGGAACCGGAAGUUCAAGGAGGCUGAGCGGCUCUUCAGUAAAUCUUCGGUCACCUCGGCAGCUGCAGUAAGUGCGUUGGCAGGAGUUCAAGACCAGCUCAUUGAAAAGAGGGAGCCAGGAAGUGGCACGGAAAGUGAUACUUCUCCAGACUUCCACAAUCAGGAAAAUGAGCCCAGCCAGGAGGACCCCGAGGAUCUGGAUGGAUCUGUGCAGGGAGUGAAACCUCAGAAGGCUGCGUCUUCUACUUCCUCAGGGAGCCACCACAGCAGCCAUAAAAAACGAAAGAACAAAAACCGGCACAGAUCUCAGAAGAACAACGUAAAGUCUAUCAGAUGUGGGAGUGCCUUCCUAGAUCAUCUUUGCCACUGUGUGUUUUGCAGUAUGUAUAUUAGGUUAGGCUGGGAAGUUUUUUUUAAAACAGAAAAACGUGAUGGAGGAUUGAUCUGAAGUUAAACAAAAAACCACGAGCUGACUAUUAGAAGACUCCUUAGCACAGAAGCUUCCAGGCUGUAGAGCCCUCUCCCCUCCUCCGACCUCACCUGCGUGCGUGGCCGUCCACCUCUGCUUUCCCAGACCCAGUGCCUGUGACUCUGAGUAGUUUGUUCUGAAAUGUGGUGACAAACAAGUUGUUUCUGUAAGACCGCAUCGGAUCGCUCGCCGUGUGUCAUUUUUAGUAACAGAACCGCAGGAGGACCAAGACCUGGUCACAGCCCCAGCAAGUCGCCAACUGUGUUUCUCCCUUCCUGGAAUGACUGUCCCCCCACUGGCUGGCGCCAGCUUCAUCUGUGACACCCAUCAAGAAACGCCCUCUGCUUUUGUUUUAUGCUGAAAGUAGACGACAGGUCACCCUGCAGUGGGAGGCUGUAAAUAUCUGGCAUUUUCUUAUUUUGUUCAUGUUUUAUUAUUUUUCUACUGUUGUUUUUACCAUCUUAUUUUCUUUUGGGACUUUUUGUCCUGCCGAUGUCCAGCUCGUACCUUCCCGCUGACAGAGCUGAUCAUCUGUUUCGUGCAGUUGCCAAAGUUCUUAACUGAAGAUAAUCUGGUUCACCAUAAAUAAAAUGGGGAAUUUGGCUCUGUUUGUUUGCAGGAGGAAGGUAAAGAGUGUCUAUUUAAUGAUUACCUAUCUUAAAUCUUUCUGAGUUGGAAGCAGUUUCAUGUUCAAGGAACAGGAAAAGCUGAAAAACAUAAGUUUAAAUCAAUCCUUUAAAAAUAGAUAUUUUUAUUUUUUUGUAUAAAUAAAUUUUCACGGGCUUUGACUUCUCAUGCUUUGCUUUUAAACCUGAGAUCAUUUUUUCACUUAUUUUAAAAUAAUUUAUUCAUAUCAUGCCUUAUGGAAAUUUCUUUCUUUUUCCAUCUUUUCUCUCUUUGCUGGUAUUUGCCUGAUUAAAUGUUGCUCUAAAAAUCACUAAGACAAAUAGAAAGGCUCAGAAUUGCACCCAAAGCUGAUACCGUAUGGAAGUUCUUGAGCAGAGUGAAAGAUAGGAUCAAGGAGAGCCAGCGAGGCCCAGCAGACCGCCUCCUCACAGGGCUUGACGGGCUGAGGAACGCGGCGACACUGGCUGCCUGCCUCCCGAGCAGUGGUGAGCUGCCUCGGCUGCACGUUGGAAUCACCUGGGAAGCUUAAAAAACACUGAUGCCUGGGUCCCACACCCAGAGACUCUGCCCGGGGGCCGUCUAGUUAUUGGGAUUUCCUUUCGAGGAGUCCCUGGGAUUCUGGUCGGAAGCCAAGUUGAGAACCACUGCCCUGGGAGACGGGCUGGUUUCAUUUAAAUCCUGGGUUGUGAAUCAGUCCAGGGGAGAGAUUUGGGGCCUCACCCUUCCUUUGACUCUAUUUAGUCGUAGUCCUUUACUUAUGCCCAUAUCUUUGUUAGAAAAGCUGUUUCCUUUGUGAUAAUCUUGGUAGAGCUGAAUAUGGAUGGCAUCUAUUAUCAAAACAAGUCUACUUGUCAAAUGUGCAAAAGCUUUCACUCUUUUCUCAAAUAAACUUUUUUUUUGACUCUG
Molecule: messenger RNA, 2558 nt
Organism: Equus caballus (horse)
Lineage: Eukaryota; Metazoa; Chordata; Mammalia; Perissodactyla; Equidae
Source: RefSeq, a predicted model, not a curated record